This is a messenger RNA of Penaeus monodon (black tiger shrimp), 1357 nucleotides long. Its product is annotated as YTH domain-containing protein 1-like. The record is from RefSeq and is a predicted model, not a curated record. Lineage: Eukaryota; Metazoa; Arthropoda; Malacostraca; Decapoda; Penaeidae.
AUCCACCCCCGAGCGGUUUAAAAGGGGGUGAGGGACUUGAGUGAAGUGAGAACUAUGAACAGAUGGCAAAGCAGCGGGACUUUGGUACUCCCUAAACACACUCACUGACGGGAGACAUGCGCUUGCAAUCUGCCAUGUCUGUCGGACCAACUCGAGUCAUGACGUCAGGCGCUGCUCUUGCGAUAGCCCUAUUGGUUGUCUUCAUCGCGCCGAAUGUGACGUCACAGCCAUACGUCCAACCAAAUGUCCGCACGGCGCGGCCACUCACCUACUUAGAAACCGCCACGUCACAGCCUUCUAGUCAAUCAAGACGCGAGAAUUUCGAAUGGAACACGAGGAGGGUUGGGAACAAAAAGGUCGCAACUAUAUCAAUACGGAAGGACGAGGAGCGCGACCGCCGCAGCGUGCCCCUGGGCGACGUCCGCGUCCCCUUCCACAAGCCGCCCACCGCGAGCGGGGCCGAGGGCGUGGCCAAGCCCUCGCACGCCCACCGACACCAUCAUGGGGAUGACCAAUGGGGGCCUGAGGGUGGGCGAGGAGGAGAAGGAGGGGGAAGAAGAAGAGUAGAGGAGGAAGAGGAAGAGGACUAUGUCGACGACGAGAGAAUAGGGGGAGGAUGGGCGGCCAGGGGCGGCGUGGACGCACCUCCGCGGCAUCUGGUGGCGAGGACGGGGGCCUUACAGCAGCUGCAGGAGGAUGCCACGGAGGAAGAGGACGAAGAGGAAGACGAGGACGACGAGGAGGAAGAGGGCGACGACGAGGUCCGGACGACGUCACUGGAGGCGUCGUCGCGGUUCCACGAGCUGCUGUACGCCACGGGCAUGCGCGCCGACUCGCUCGUGUUCAGCAACGCGUCGGAGGCGCAGGAGCAGGACGACGGGACGGCCAGGAAGAGGAGGAAGAGGGGCAAGAGGGGCAAGAAAGUCAAGAGGGAUAGGAAGAGGAGGGGCAAGGACGGCCUUCAUCACGAGGAGCAUCACAAUGAGUGGCAGUGAAGCGUGCCAGUAUCACAACCUCGAGGAAUGUUACAAGAAGGUCGGUCUGGUAGCUGACAACAGAUCUGUGGUGAAGUGUCGCUAUAGAGAGGAGUUCCUUGAGUGCAUGGAGGAGCAGCGCGAGGGGGUGUGCGACCCCAACUUCCAGACGGAGGGCGACAUGGUGGCGCUCAGGAACAGAAUUCGGGAUGAGAUCUGGACCACCAACAGCUGCCUCAUUUCCGAAGUCGUCGAGGGAUGAAAAGUUGUCGUCGUCCUUGGGAAGUGGUCGUUUGUCGGUGCCUGUUGUUGCGGCUGCCUCGGCCUCGUUUUCGAAGUCGUCGAAGAAUGAACGAUGGAGAGAGAGCAGGGGCAGAGCAAGA